Messenger RNA from Penicillium hordei, 954 nucleotides. RefSeq lists its product as uncharacterized. NCBI's taxonomy places the organism in Eukaryota, Fungi, Ascomycota, Eurotiomycetes, Eurotiales, Aspergillaceae. The record is from RefSeq and is a predicted model, not a curated record. The transcript has 6 exons. The coding region runs from base 1 to 954 and encodes 317 amino acids. Gene Ontology annotation, molecular function: kinase activity.
AUGACUUUAGUAGCUAUAGGGGCGUGCUACCUUGACACAAUUCUAACAGCACCCCAUUACCCUGGUGAAGACGAGAAGCUUCGUGCGUCCAGAAUCAGUCGCCGGCGUGGCGGGAACUGCCCAAACACUCUCGAGGUUCUCGGCCAGUUGUUACAAUAUAGGCCGUCGAGUGCCGAAUCAUCCCUGAAUCUCAUCACAAUCCUUCCCUCCAAAACAUCGUUGGCGUCUCGAGAAAUACAAUCAAGCUUAGGGGAUAUGGUUCGGCUAGAUAGCUGCAUUUACCGAGAGAGAUUCAGUGAGCCAGCUUCUAGUUACAUAAUUAUGAGCCAGGCGACCGGUAGUAGGACGAUCGUCAAUUACAACGAACUACCUGAAAUGACCUGCAUUGAGUUCGCGACUGCCAUUGAGCCCCUUCGUACCGUAACUGAUCGGCCCUGGUUUCAUUUUGAGGGUCGUGCACCAGAUGUAACAUUAAAAUGUAUUCAUUAUAUCCGGGAGCAUUUCCCAGAGGCUGAAAUCAGUGUUGAGGUGGAAAAGCCGGGCCGGUCAGGCCUGCAGGAGCUUGCAGAUGCGGCAGAUGUUGUUAUCUACUCGAAGGGCUGGGCCCAAAACAAUGGAUAUACAUCCGCUGAGGAUUGCUUACGGGAUCAAUCAUUGAAGAUAAGCCGAGCAGCCUUGCUGUGCUGUACUUGGGGCCAUGACGGGGCUGCAGCACUUGAACCAAAGACUGGCAAGUUUGCUCAUGUCCCGGCGCAUACUGAAGAAGUGGGGGUCGCCGAUACUAUCGGGGCAGGAGAUACAUUUAAUGCUGGCUUGCUGUACGGUCUCGUCUAUCGGAGUCACGACUGGGAUUUCCGAAAGAGGUUAGAAUUUGCAAAUCUUCUUGCCGGCUUGAAGAUCACCCAAGAGGGCUUUGCAGACCUGCAAAGAGCGUUGAACUUUCCGUCAUAUUGA